UUUCCAUACUUAGUCAAAUACAACCCCGUACGACCGAAAAAUUUGCGUAACUGUUAAUUCACUUUUUUUAAUAAAUACCCUGGGAGAAUCAAAAUCCUAAUUAGUAAUAAUAAAACCGUAUUAAUCAUUUUUUUUUGUGUACUGAUCAUAUUACCACUGAUCAAAAGUCUAUUUUAUUAUUAAUCAUGAUGAAUUCGGAAAGGUUUUUACAAAAUUAUCUCCCAAAUGAAAUGAUGGUGUCAAUAAAUUGUUUACUCCUAGGAAUGACUUCUUUUGUUGAUACUUUUGUGGUUAACGUUGCUAAAGAAAGCGACAUUCAUGGUUCUUUGGUCAAAUUUGAUGAUUUAAAGAUUUCAGACCUCAAGUUUCUUGUCUAUAAUGAGAUUAAUCAUGAUAUUAAGUUUAAUUAUAAGAACAUUGACCUUUGGAAGGUUGACAUCGCUUACGGUGAAAGAGACAAACUUAAACAUGUUACUACCAAAGAUGAUAUUAUAGAAAAAUUUGGAGGCGAGCAGUUGAUACCCAUAUUCUCGGUUAAGAAAGUUUUUUUUGAACAAUUGCUUGUAGAUGAGAACAUUCACGUCAUCGUACAAUUGCCCGCUGCUGCUGCAUCUCUUUCAUUUAAGGAAAUUAUUGAGGUUAUUAAAAAGAAUGCAUUAAAGGGUACACCUAAUUUGCCUGAUGCAAUGGGUUAUAUAAAUGAGACAAUAUACAGUAAUAUUACGGGCCGAGAUGGAAAAUCGAACUACUGGUGUCUUGUCAGUGGAGGAGCCCCGGGGAUAGGAAAAACUCGAUUUGGGCAGGAGCUUUUUAAUCAAGUCAGAAGAGACAUGCCUCAGUAUAUUCAGAAUAUUUAUAAUGAUCGUAAAAUUCCUCAUGACAGAAGAAGGACUGACACACAUCUUGAAUACUUAUGUAUUGACUUCGGAAAUGGUCACAGACUUACUCGACAAGAUUAUGGCAUAGAUGCAUCAAUAAUUAUCGGCUUACGAAUUGCGCAUGCGUUUUUUAUUGAAAAAGAACAUGGAAUGACGUUUCAAGAAUUCCGCAUCGCACUUGAACAAUAUGGGGACAGCUUUAAUAAUUUUCAUUUUAAUGUUGUUAUCGGAGAAAUUCGUAAAGCCCUAAAUCUAUCCGAUAAACACUUAUUUUUCCUAUAUCUUCAUAUUGAUGAAUUUCAACUUAUUGAUUCAUGGGAUAAAGAGGAUAAGUCGAAUCCACCAACAAAACUCUUCUAUAAUAUGAUCCAUAAUAUUUCGGAAUUUAUGCUUAAAUCCGCUUUACCCGCCUUUGUCCAACCAUUCCUUUCAGGGACCGCUCCAUUGGCUGUCAUUGAACAAAAAGAAGCUUCAAGAAUUUCAUUCCAGUUUGUUGAUUGUCCAUUAUUGAACGAUAAAUCCAUUAUUCGGAUUACGGAUCAUUUUGCAGAAAAAUUCAAUGCGGGAAUUGCAAACUAUGCAUAUAAAUGGAAAUAUUGUCGCCAAAUGCUUCAGCUUCUGAGGGAUACCGGUGGGUUGCCACGCGCACUUCAACGACUCUUUAUUGUCUGCUUUGGAGCAGAUGGUAAACAGGGGAGAGGAUUCUUCGAGAAACUUGAAAAAAAAGAUAUUGACUUUGUGGACUGUUUCAUCAAAGUCAAGGACAGUCUCGAUAAACAGUAUGGCAUAAGAGACUAUGUUGAAAAGAACAGAAAUGUUGCUAUGAAGCUCAUGUAUUUUUGCAUUGAAGGUAUUGCUAUUGAGCCUAAUAAAUGUUUGGAUGAUAAUAAUCCAGCUCUUACAAUUAGAAGCCUAGAACGUGAUAGACAUAUUAUUCUCUCCUCUGUUGAACAAUCUGCCAGAUGCAGUUUGUUCCUUAUUAAUAUGCCCUUCUAUUUUAUCUGUUUAUAUAAUGACGUUCUGUGUAUUGUUAAACCUACACUUGUAAGAAAGUUCUAUGAUGAACGCAUGUAUUGGGAAGAAUGGGAGGUGUUUGUGGCAUACCAUGAAGCAUUUCGUACUAAUCUGGCGAUAAAAAUGGGAAAGACUACAAUGACAUUACGAGAAUUAUAUCCCAAUGCUGAUGAGUUGGAUGUUAACUUUGAUAUGAGCGUAGAAUUGAAACCCCUUUGUGUAUGUAAAGCAAAUGAACAAUUUCCACACACUAAUCCAUUAACAGAAAAACAUGAUGGUAAAAUAAUAGACUGGCAGAAUGGUAAUGUAGUAGUUAUCAAUGGUAGUAGUGCUCCGUUUGCUGACGUGUUUCUUGUCAGAAAACUUGUGCAUAUUGAAUUUAAAAAAUUCCUAAUGUCGAACCAGUGCAAAUGGGAUUACGUUUCAAUAAAGAUGCCCGAAAGUAAAGUUGAAGAAGAAGAUGAGAAAAAUCUAAAGAGUUUUUAUACUGCUGUUGAUGAUGAUGAUAAUUAUAUUCUUAUUACAAUUAUUUUUACUUCGCAACCAUAUAAGAAGGAAAAGCAUGAAUCAGGUGUUUUGGUAAUUUCAAAAGAGGAUUUUAAAAAACACUUUGGACCCGUUUUUUCCUCUCGGGCAUCAUUUGCCAUUACCGGAGAUGCAAAUCCCAACUUUUGGGAAAAAAAUAGGUUGAAAAAUGUUCUUAACGGUAUUGGCGAUGCCUCGAUUGAUAAUGUAAUCAAAAAACGGCCAUAUUAUAGCGAUGAAGAUUAUUAUAUCAAAAAUCCAGGGGCUAAAAAAAUGCCAAAAAUGGAUUAUUUCCCAUUUGACGUGUCAGAAAUUUUAGAUAUCGAAAACCGAUGAUUGAUGUGAACCAACAACUCCAACAAAUGAGAUGAUGCAAUGACAAACGCACGCGCGGGUUACCAAAGGGUUCAUACUAAUAGUAAUCAUGUACACCUUGUAUAUUAAACUAUUAAAAAAUAAGAUUUUUUUGCGUUUACGAAAAAUUUAUUUGAU
Messenger RNA from Rhizophagus irregularis DAOM 181602=DAOM 197198, 2909 nucleotides. RefSeq lists its product as uncharacterized. The record is from RefSeq and is a predicted model, not a curated record. NCBI's taxonomy places the organism in Eukaryota, Fungi, Glomeromycota, Glomeromycetes, Glomerales, Glomeraceae.